CAUUUUAAUCGCGAAUUUGCGUCGGGCAUUUCUAGGGAUUCGUUCAGAGUUCACCUGUGAGGGUGGACUGACUGAUUCCACUCAGUAUUACUACGAUAGUCGAGCGGGUGAGAGCAGUGCCGGGAAAAACUUUCCGAUGCCCAAUUCGGCUAGAAACGGAUAACAUAAAAAUACUUUACUGGAAUAGCACCCAAUUAGUAAUUAAUUAGUGUCAAUAAACGCGCUUGACGUGAAUCGGAUAUUCAUAAUACGCAGUAACACGUUUUAAAUUGUGCGCGGCAAUGAAAGGCUUUGUUUUUGGGCUCCGUUUGUUUGUGAAGUUGAACCAUGGGUUGUUGUUGGUUUUGCUGGUUCUAGUGCAAGUUGAAGGAUUGCCGAAAGUUUUCCGAAGUAACGAAAUAUGCGGAGUUUAUAACGGACACCGAGUUUAUCUCGAGCUUGGAGAUCGAGGGCAGCUUCAGGCCACCAAUGUAACUGUUGCAAAACACCUCAAUCGAACCGCAUCCACCGUCUGCACCCUCGAACUGGUCACAUGUCCGUCAUGUAAUCUGAAAAUCUCAUUAAGCUAUUCAAACUUUCCCACCAAAUGCUCCAUUCGCAACGAGCUACCGUGUCGGUGCGAUUAUCUGGAAUUUUCUGAACCUCCCUUCGAGGAAGACCAGUCCCGACGACGCAACUGUGGAAAUGACGUAAUCUAUCAAUCGCAGACCCGUUCGGUACUAAUCAAGUUCAUACAUUGGAAUAACCACACCCAUGCUUUCACUUUGGAGUACGUCGCGGAAAGAAACCGCGAAUCACUGCAAGGUGAUCCAGGACAAUACUAUAAUCUCACCGGAAUGCAUUCUAGAAUCAUAACAACUCCCUACUUUCCGUCAUACUAUCCGAGAGACUUUGGAAAGGAAUAUGUGUUAAAUUGUAAUGUGGAUGCUUGCAGGAUAAACAUAAUCUUCAGUGAUUUUCAGCUAGCGAAAACUUCUACGAUGGAGUUCUACGACUGGAAUGGACAACGGCUGGGAGCAGUUUCAGGUGUGAGUUUUCGACCGCCGGUGGUACAGAGUACUGGUCCCUCAAUGAUAGUUAGAUUUUUUGCUAAUGGAGGCUCUGGACUAGGCUACCGUGCGAAAGUAUCGUUUUUGACAGAGGAAAGUGCCUCAGAACCGUCGGUACUACCGGAUACCAACUGUGGUGGUAUGGUGGAGAACAUUGGCGGGGCCAUCACAAUGAUGAACAUGGUGCCUAGCGAUAACGACUCCAAGAUAUUCGACUGUAUCUGGUUGGUGAAACCCCCGAAUACCUAUGCGCAUCUUAAGACGCACCUGUCCCUGAAGAUUAACACGCUGGAAAAGAUCGGGCCGAAUUCCAUGUUGACUAUGAUUCAGGGUACGACUUCGAACAAUGCAGUGAUGGAUGUGGUUCGAUCCAGUAUGCAAGGAAACGGAAGGAACUACGUGGUUCCGUUGACGACGGGAUUUUAUAUACAUUUGAGGGGGACAUUCACAAUAUAUACCAGAAUGGCUUUGGUGUAUGCGGCCUUUAGUUAUCUUGAUUGCUAUAUGGGAUCUGAAUAUCUCUGUCAAAAUCGAAAAUGCAUCCCAAUCCAGCUUCACUGUGAUGGUUUUGAUCACUGUGGGGAUGGAAGCGAUGAACCAGAAAGCUGUGAAGCUCAAUGGGAGUCUGAUGUGGUGGAUCGCCGAUGGUAUUCGCAUACACCGAACUAUUACUUUCCUAAGAUGGAUCGAUAUCCGGAUCUUCGGACUGCUACUACCAUCUUUAUUGCAAGUUCUCUAGGUUUAAUAGUUUUAAUUUCAACACUGGUUAUAUUGCUGUAUCGCUCUGGAAAUCGCGCACGCCAGCAACGGGAACUGCAAAGUCAACUACAGACCAUCAGUGAUUUAUUAGUGACUGUUAUUCAAGUAGAUAAUAAUUCGCGUGGCGCUGAAGAACUGGACGAUCCACCGAUGUAUGAAGCUCCACCUGACUAUGAUGAAAUAAUCAAAGUAGGAAUGGAUGACGAUGUCAAGCGAAAACGAAGAAGACAUUCGUCGUCUUCUUCCGGAAGGCGGAGCCGGAUGAGACGAGCCCGUAGACCUAGUAACGUUUCCGAUAGUAACAAUCCGAUUCUUGAGGUUUGGCUACCACCAGAAUCGAAUGAUAUUCCCUCAACUAGUGGAACGCUGCAUGUACCCUACGGUGGUGAUAACCAACGAAGUCUAGAUCUAGAGGACGACAUUUCAUACGAUUCACACUGGAAUCAUCAGGAAUCGAAUGCUUUCAUGUCUACCCGUGUCAUAGAAGCUGCAGCGUCGUGUUCGACGGGCCAAAACCUCAUCAAUGGCACGGCAACGUCCAGCAGUGCAACUAAUGUACCACCAGCGUACGAUGAAUCGUUGUUCUACCGGAAUCGCAUCUCAUCCGCGAAGAUCGUAAGCCACUCAACAUCCACGUCCGACGACAGCAUGCCUAGAGGCUGCUCUGAGGAAGCACCCAAUGUCACACCAUCGCCGAAGGAAGCUUCCGAGCAGUCCACCUCCCGUAUACCACCACCGACCGAGAGAAGCAAUAGUAAUAAUACACGAUCAUCUACUUCCUUCGAUGCCACAGAGAAGCCUCAACACAUAUGGAGUGAAAACACUCGUCGCCAACGGCUCUGGUUGACGUUUGGGAGCGAUGAAUUUCAGUUUCCUGCUGCUUCUACCAGCUACUGUGAAGCGCUCGAUUCAAUAGAUUUCAGCCGAGUACGAGCUAUCGAUGCCUAUCUUUUAGCAUGCGAGUCAGCUUCCAAUAAUAAACAGAGUUCACCCGAAGAUAACAGCCAGAAUAAGAUGGGUGUUACUGGUUGCCCGCCGAUUUCAUCAACAUCGUCUGUCCUGAAAAACCUUCAGACCGACUCUUCAACAAGUAUUGCAUCAAACGGCCAAGGCUAUACGGCUAAGAACUGUCACUGUUGCAAAGAAAAGCUGAGUUUACAGGACUCCCUGUGUCAAAACUGUACUUCUGUCCGACAGACUUCCAUACCAGCUGUUAUCUGCUCUACAUGCGGGGGAAAGAUAUCUCUUCAGGAAAGUCUGAAUUUGUCUCGUGAAGCGAACCAACAGACUACUACUGGUGGCAGUGAUGGAGAGGUGCCGCUACCAUCAGGGCCGACUGUGAAGUUGUGCAAUUGUUUUCCGCAGUUUGGUUCGCCGAAUAAAAUUUUGCGAGCAGGAUCAGCGAAUUAUAUUCCGGAUAGGGCGUGCUCAAUCGAUCUGAUAGAGACUGGGUAUGCACGGCGAAGUGUGGCCAACUUAGCCAGCAGCUUCGAGGCGUUCUUUAAUUCACACAUUACAGCUCGGAAACCUGAUAUAUAGAACUCAUUAGACUUAUGUACCUACCUAUAGGUUUGUGAUAAUUGUUCGGAUAUUUAAAAUAAAAUUUAACGAAUGUAUAUGGAGCGGAUGUUCCCUUAAGUAUUUAUGAUCAUUUGGUUGUUCUAACAAUAAUAAAAAAUAUUUGUCAUUAGAGCCUAGCAGCUAA
This is a messenger RNA of Topomyia yanbarensis, 3513 nucleotides long. RefSeq lists its product as uncharacterized. The transcript is spliced from 9 exons. Gene Ontology annotation, molecular function: protein binding. The record is from RefSeq and is a predicted model, not a curated record. NCBI's taxonomy places the organism in Eukaryota, Metazoa, Arthropoda, Insecta, Diptera, Culicidae. Bases 282 to 3347 code for a protein of 1021 amino acids.